AUGUCCAUUAUUGAAGAUGUGAUUGAAGGUGUGCGGGAACUCUUUGCAGAAGAGGGUUUAGAAGAACAGGUUCUGAAAGAUUUGAAGAAGCUUUGGGAAACCAAGGUGAUGCAGUCUAAAGCAACAGAAGGCUUCUUCAGACAUAACCACCAUCCUCCACAGUUUGCCCUGCAGCUGCCUCACAAUUUUCACAACGUUCUGCAGGCUUCAACAGCUUCUUUACUCAUCCCAACUGGCAGAGGUUUUCAGCAUUUCACCACAGCAGAACUGGGUGCUUCACAAGCAGGUGCAACUCUCACUCUCUCUGCGGGUAUUGCUUAUCCUAUACGGGUACCAGCUGGAGUGACACUACAGGCAGCAUCUGGGCGCCUUUAUAAGGUAAAUGUGCCUGUUAUGGUUACACAGGCCCCGGAAGACGCAGGAGUUCUACAUCACCCUGUUCAGCAGAUAUUUCAGCCCCUUGGGCAACCUCCAGUUCUGCAAGCCAGCAUUGCCAGUGUUGCCCAGGCAGUUGCUGAAACAUUGCAACCCCAGGAGGCUGCUGUCCAACAAAGCACAGUGUUUCAACCAAAUGCCACGGAAAAAACCCACCUGGAGAACUCUGCCAGUGCUACGUUGGUCCAGCAGCCCUCUGUCAGUCAGCAGCCACUUGCAACUAACGCUGCGUUCAAUCAGCAUGCAGACUCAACCGAAAAAUCCCAGCACGGCAGUUUGCACACAGCUGUGUUUACUCCAGAAUCCUCUGAAGGGUUUUCUCCCGCUGAAUCCUUGGCAAGCAACUCGAGCAGCGUACUGCUGGAUAUGGAGGGUCAGCUAGACAUUGAGCCUCAGGAAUUGGUGCAACAGCAGGUGUCUGAUGAUAUCCUUGACCUGAUUAUCAUGGGCAAAAGUUUGGAUGAUAAUGCUGUUCUGAAAGAUCACGGCAGCAUUGCUUCCUUUGACAAGAUGGAACCUACUGAGCAGAUGGAAUCUAAUUUACGAUCAGAGAAUGAUACCUGCAGUGACAUUGAAGGCAUAAUUCAGCUAGAUGGUACUGGUGAUGUUUCUCCCAAGGAAGAAAUACCACAUGCAUAUGAUAGGGAAGAGAAUGAAUUCAUUGGCAUUAUUGAAUCGGAGGACCUAAGAGUUCUGGAGGAUGAUGAAGAUGAUGAAGAAUGUGACAGUAUUUCAAACACGGGGUCUAGCAGCAGUGGUGGUGAUAAUGAAGAGGCACAAAUAGAUGUGGUUGAGGAGGACCCCUUAAAUUCUGGUGAUGAUGUCAGUGAACAGGACACUCCAGACUUGUUCGACACUGACAACGUGAUAGUUUGUCAGUAUGACAAGAUACAUCGAAGUAAGAACAAAUGGAAGUUCUACUUAAAAGACGGCGUGAUGUCCUUUGAGGGUAAAGACCAUGUUUUUGCAAAAGCCAUUGGAGAUGCAGAGUGGUGA
This is a messenger RNA of Eurypyga helias (sunbittern), 1431 nucleotides long. RefSeq names its product general transcription factor IIA, 1-like (gene GTF2A1L). The transcript is spliced from 8 exons. The record is from RefSeq and is a predicted model, not a curated record. Gene Ontology annotation, biological process: transcription initiation at RNA polymerase II promoter; transcription by RNA polymerase II. Lineage: Eukaryota; Metazoa; Chordata; Aves; Eurypygiformes; Eurypygidae. Bases 1 to 1431 code for a protein of 476 amino acids. Gene Ontology annotation, cellular component: transcription factor TFIIA complex.